Molecule: messenger RNA, 537 nt
Organism: Vicia faba (fava bean)
Lineage: Eukaryota; Viridiplantae; Streptophyta; Magnoliopsida; Fabales; Fabaceae
Source: the annotation of a GenBank genome assembly
AUGGCAGAUUCCGAGAGUCCAGCUGCUGGAAACCACGACCAUGAUAGUGGCGGCGAACAAAGUCCACGUGGCUCUUCUUCCGCUGCGCGUGAGCAAGAUCGUUUCUUGCCUAUUGCUAACAUUAGCAGGAUCAUGAAAAAGGCUUUGCCUUCCAAUGGAAAGAUUGCUAAGGAUGCUAAAGAUACAAUGCAGGAAUGUGUUUCCGAAUUCAUCAGUUUUAUUACCAGCGAGGCGAGUGAGAAAUGUCAGAAAGAGAAGAGAAAGACCAUUAAUGGAGACGAUUUGUUAUGGGCUAUGGCUACUUUAGGAUUUGAAGACUAUAUAGAACCGCUUAAGGUCUACCUAGCAAGAUACAGAGAGUUAGAGGGUGACAGUAAAGGGACAACUGUUAGAGGUUGUGAUGGAUCUGGUAGACGAGAUCAAGUUAGCCCUGGAGGACAAAAUUCGCAGCUUGUUCAUCAGGGUUCUAUGAACUAUAUGGGUUCCCAGGUUCAUCCACAACAUCUUGUUUUGCCUUCCAUGCAAAACCAUGAAUAG